Messenger RNA from Nicotiana attenuata, 1692 nucleotides. RefSeq lists its product as uncharacterized. Bases 1 to 1692 code for a protein of 563 amino acids. The transcript is spliced from 4 exons. The record is from RefSeq and is a predicted model, not a curated record. NCBI's taxonomy places the organism in Eukaryota, Viridiplantae, Streptophyta, Magnoliopsida, Solanales, Solanaceae.
AUGGAUGAGUACAUUGAGGAUACAAAUGCUAUUGUACCUCCGGUUGUUGGAAUUCCUGAUGAUGAUCCGACACGACAUCUUAGAAACUUCUUGGGUGUGUGUGCGAUGCAUAAGCAGAACAACGUCUCAGAUGAUGCCCUAAGGUUGAGGGUGUUCAAGUACUCACUAGCUGGGGACGCGAGGAAGUGGCUUCAAAACUUGCCACCAAAUUCCAUUCAUUCUUGGCCUGAACUUGUCCGAGCAUUCUUAGCUAAAUGGUUCCCGCAAAGCAAGAAAUCUGAGCUUCGGGAUAAAAUUUUCUUCUUCAAGCAACUACCGGGAGAACAUCUACACGAAACAUGGGAUCGAUUCAAGUUAUACUUGGUGAGGUCGCCCAAUCAUGGUUUUCCGGACUCUAUCUUGUUGGAGAAAUUCUACAUAGGUUUAGAUGCUAUGAACCAAUCUAUAGCCAAGAAUGCAGCUGAUGGAUCUUUUAUGGACAAGAAAUUCACAAGGAUCACACAAAUCCUUGACAAAAUGGCACAACACAAUCAAGCUUGGCACUCAGAGGACACCACAGGUGGAAUUCCAUAUGGUUCUCCCUCCUUGACCAACCUGAUUAAGGAGAAUCAAGAGAGAGAUCAAGUAAUCGCAGGGCUUGCCACCAAUGUCAAUGUGUUGACAAAGAUGUUCACUGAAAGCCAAACGAAGAAGGUAAAUGCAGUGGAGGAUGUGCAACCCAUAUCAAAUGAAGACUUUGAAGAAGCAAACUAUGUCAACAACUCUCAAGGAGGAUAUCAAAGGCAACAAUACCAAGGUCAAGGACAACAAAAUCAAUGGAGGCCUAACCCGCAAGGGCAAGGCAACCAACAGUGGCUAAAUGACCAAGGGUCCUCAAGUGAUUCCAAGUUGGAAAGCAUGCUUGAACGGGUAUUGCAAAAGCAAGAGAGGUCCGACACUUCUAUAAGGAAUAUGACCGAGCUUGUGGGAUCUCAUACCGUAUCCAUUCAAAAAUUGGAGAUGCAAAUGAGAUACCUCUCUAGGGGACAAAAUCCAAAGCAAAAGGGAACACUCCCUAGUGACACAAUUGCGAACCCAAAGGGUAGCGGAUGUGGUCCAACUUCUCAUAUCAUGGCAAUUACUACUCGGAGUGGGAAGGUACUACAAGGAGAGAUUGAACAAGUGGAUGAAGUAAAAGAGUCCAAAAAAGAGGUUGAGGUUGAAGAGCAAAGGGUUGUUGAAGUUGAAAAGGUUCCGGAAGAGUUGAAAGUUCAAGAAGUGAAUCGGGAAGAGGUAAAGGAAAAGGUAAAAGAGACACCAAAAGCUCUACCACCUAUUCCUAGACCUCCUCCUCCUUUUCCUCAAAAACUUGCGAGGAAGGUUGAUGAUAGCAAACUCAAAAAAUUCUAUGACAUUCUCAAACAGUUAUCGGUAAACAUUCCAUUCGUGGAAGCAUUUCAAGAGAUGCCGGGUUUUGCUAAAUAUUUGAAGGACUUGAUCACAAAGAAGAGAACCACCAAGAAUGAAGUGCAAGCGGGAUUAAGUAUGUCGAGGCCUACAAGUAUGAGGUUGCAAAUGGUCGAUCGUUCUAUAAAGAGACCGGUGGGAAUUGUUGAUGAUGUGCUUGUAAAAGUGGGAGAGUUCCAUCUACCCGCCGAUUUCGUAAUCCUUGAUUGUGCAGUUUGUCGAUGCCCCAUUUUUCUCAUGAAAUAG